CAUAAUGCUAGCUAGGCCGGCAGACACCUGAAAUGCGUUCCAUCGUUCGCUUAUCUGUUCUCCGCCCAUGACCCGCAACUUUCCGGCCAUCAUCGGCGACGCGUUAUGAGAGCUACUCGCUAUUUGUGGAUCGGUAAUCUUCCCGCUCGUGUAACUGAGGAUGAUAUAAAGAAUGUUAUGCAAAGGUACAUAUUUUCGCCAACCUCCGGCUGGAUUUAUUCGAGAAUGCAUUUGUCGUGAACGUCUAAUGUUCUGCAUGUUGUGCUAAAUGUGUGGAUUACGCACUGGCAUCAGGAUCGUCUUGUUUUUCUUUCAGUCAUGGGAAGAUUCAAACUGUGCGCAUCCACUCCAACGGAGGUUCCAACGGUGCUGUUGUUGCCUUUGUGGACACCCAAUCGGCCACUCGAGCCAUUCAAAGCACCGUCCGGUUGAAUAAGUCGGACUUGUCGCUUCAAUACUGUGAAUCUUCUGGCAUCCCUGGGAAUAUAGCCCAAGAUCCAGCAAAUAUGUCGAGCGAUUCUCUCAAGUCAAACGGUUCCGGCCAUUCUCAAUCUGAAGAUGACCGGCAUUAUCGCGAAAGUCGGUCUAUCACUGUCAGUCAUUCCUUUUCCCAUGGAUCAGACGAAGAGAGAAAAAGCAAAGCCUGCUCCCAUUCAUCGGAUUUACGUUCAGAUCACAACGGCACAGGGCCAACCUCUCGAUCGUUUGGAACCCGACGGGGUUUAUGUGUUCGACAUCUACCCAUUCGAUCUUCUGAUUCCAAUUUAAGAGAGGGCUUAUUUCAUGAAUAUAAGAAGCAUGGAAAGAUAACUUCGGUUGUCAUCCGUGGUCAGGGUGACGAUCGCUACGGGAUCAUAACUUUCAAGCGUGUUGAGGAUGCAUCACGUGCCUUGGAGGUUUCUCGAGAUAAAGUGUUCUUCGGGACGCCCAUUGUCGUCACUUUGCAUGAAGGCCUAGAUUCAGAGGAUCCCGACUUGUGUCCCCCUGAGCACGCUCUAGAUGAGUAUCAUCCUAAGGCCACAAAAACGUUGUUCGUUGGAAACCUCUGUUCGAACACUGUCACACAAGAAGAACUGAGGAAAGUCUUCCGCGUAUACGGCGAGAUCAUAGAAAUUGAUAUUAAAGUCCAAGCCAAUCAACCAGGCACGUCGUACGCAUUUGUACAAUAUUCUGACAUCAAAAGCGUGGUUCGUGCUCUAUCGGGUCAGGACUCUAUUCGUGUUGGUGGCGGCCCUGUCAAAUUGGGAUUUGGCAAGAGCCAACCUACCAAUGUUGUUUGGAUUGACAACCUUCCUACCGUAACUGAGGCGUACCUCACACGGCAGUUUGAUCGUUAUGGACACUUAACUCAUGUUGUUCUGGAUAGAAAGUCAUCGCGUGCUCUGCUUUACUUCGAUACUGUUGAAAUGGCUCAGCGAGCGUUAAAUGAAACGCGCAACCGCGCCCUUCUCGGACGAAAGGUUCAGUUAGAUUACGCGGGAUAUGAAUGCCAAGUUGCUUUCAUGCGCCGUCUGGGCAGAAAUGACACUUUAGGCCAAGCAUAUGAGAAUUACAGGGAACGUUUGCAGGAGGUUUUGUCACUUUGGCCAUCUUACGGAGUUCCCAUACUCGGUCGGCAAAGAUAUUUUGCCGACUGUUCGAAAAACUCGGUUAAUCUCCACACUGAAGAACUUAGUCCGUCUUAUGAGUCUCGGCCUCACAAGUCUGCAUCAUCGGUCGAUCGUUCAUUUCUCGAUUAUUCCUCCGUACGUUCUAAAGAUAGUUCGCUGGAACCAUCUCGUGCGAAAACCCACUCUUCGCGGUCAAGCGCCAAAUCUUCAAGUGGAAAACAACGCGCUCUCCAUCGUGGCUUUAGCAAGGAUAGCUCGUUAUCACCACCUAUCACUUCCCGGAAGGACAUCAAGUCGUCUCGCAACCGUCGUUGCGUACAUCACUCCAGUUACAAGUUGCGUGAAUCGGAUGCUAAACUGACGGAAACACCUCGAUAUGGCGCGACAACUCGGAAAUGCCUCUUGCCCCGCACACCUCGUCGUCGAGUUGGCAGUCACGAUGGUGCACGGUACGAAUAUCCAGCGCGCCGCGCGGCAUUUAACCGGACGUUCAGCGGAAGUAACAGCAAUUAUUUAGACGAAGCAGAUGACGUUAGCAGUGCUUCUCUCUCUCCAGACACGGGUGCUGCUGCUGCUGAUCUUUCGGCGCUGUCUUCCUCGAGACUUGGAUUUCAUCUCCUUGAGAGUUCACAUCAGACACAUUAUCCCACUAAGAGUGUAUCUUCGGAUUUAUUUAACGAUAAGCUGCAAACGGCGAAUCGAUGUUCUGUUCCAAAAAGCAAAGCUCAUCAUCAUACUCCCACAGUGGAUUAUUUUCCUCCUGAAUCACACAAACGCCUCGUUAAUUGUGACAGAGUUUCGAUGAGCUCCGAGUUAGUUUUUUCCAAAUCACGUCAUCGUCGUUCUCGCGUGGAUUCAGAGGAUUCUCUGUCGCCUGUUCGUACUCAUUUUCACGAAUCUAUGUUGGAUGCUAGCCGUCGUCAUCACACGCUUGUUCGUGAUGAAUUGGAUAUCUCCAGUGUGAGGUCACACGCCCGGUCACGUUUAUCCAAACUCAUCGACUCAAACGUUGUAUCCAAACGGCCACCCCGCACUCCCUGUAAAGUUGUUAAUUCAUCUGACAAUUCAGUCGAUGGGACACGUCCUGUCCUCUCGACAAGUAUCCCCGUAUCUGACAGCCGUGCCCCAUCGCAUUCGCACGACAAGGAUUGCACUUUUGCGUCAACCUCAUCUGGUAUGCGUCGCUUGCCAGAGGGCUUAUCGGAAUCCCGCGACACGCUCACUAAAUUAGAAAUGGAACGCGCCAAACUUCUCAGAGAGUUGUCCCUGCUGAAUAACGAGGUUGUGUCGGGUACCAAAUCGAAGUCACUGUCCGAGAGAAAACGAUCUUAUCCUGAUGCUCAAGCUGAUGAUCGCGUCCUUAAGUCCAGACGAGGCGAUAAUCCUUCGGUGAGCGGUACUGUCAAGUCUGAUGACGUCUGUAUUGUUACAACUACAGCCUCUCAGCGUACUCCGGCCAAGGAUGCUCAGCUUAUCAAUUUCCGAGAAACAAACGGAAGGACAGAUUCUCAUGGCACCAGAUGCGAUCAGCCGCAUCCUCGGAACACGAGUUUACCUGUUUCUUUUUAUCCAUGUAAUGGUUACAGUAGCAGCGGCAGUGAGCUGAGUGAUUUGGUCUACGCUGCGGGGCAGAAUCACCUUGAACUUUCCUCCUUUUUAAACAAAUCGCUCACGACUAUUGAGACCAAAACUCAUCCGGGCCACAGGAAUAGCGACCCAUCUUCCGCCACCGUAAUUUCGGCUGAUUCUCCGUCUCGUCGACCAGCGAUUAUCUCUUCUUCACCACGUAUUAUCAUGCCGCCGGAGCCGACUUCACCAUUGAAUUGUUUAUUAUCCCAUUCGCCAUCACCUAGUGACACUCCAAUGUUCAAUAUUACUUCGCUGAAAAAUGUGGUACCAGGUAAUCACUCUCUUAGUACCACGGCUUCGUUCAACAAAAGGGUCACGGCUUCUCCCAGCGUACCCUCCGAACCCAUCCCUGUGACUCGAGAUCCCCGCCUUCUUGCGCACUUGGAUGAGGCUAUGUGCACUGUUGCACCACCUCCACCACCCCCGCCACCUCCGCCGCCGCCGCCACCUCCACCACCUCCGCCUCUUCCUUCUCCUCCAUUACCACUCGACAGUUUGCAAAUCAGCUUACGGGCGGAUACCACUCGAAAUGAUUUCACUGCUUCAAGCACUUUGACAUGUUCCUCAGUGAAAACAACAUCUAGUAAAAUUGACCGGAUUAGCUGUGCUGACAACAGCGGUGCGGAUUCCGAGCUGGAAGCAUCUUCCCUCGAAACCUCUGCUUGCUCCUUAGAUGAGCGUAUUCGGCUUCUAGAUGCACAGCUAUUAAGAUCAGAAAAAGCCCGUCCCGCAGUGGACUACAGUAAAUUCCGGAUCAAGCGUAAAACAGAGACUACGCCUGUUCCUAUCCAAUCCGGCCAUUCGUCUACGUCGUCCAUCUCAGUAAGCUACAGUUCUCCCUUGACAUCUUCGUGCUCAGACGAUCCUGUUCACUGUGGCCUAUCCACAGUCUCACUUAGCACUUUUAAGCGCACACUAUUUGAGUGUGCAUCGAUUGCAGACGAGAGUACGUCAUCCAUUAUGAUCAACCCAAACACAUCUGCAUCAACCUCUCCCAACAUUCAUGGACCCACCUCUCCGUUGUCCACUAUCCGACCUGCAGACACGUCAGAGUUUGUCAAAAACAUGUUGUCCCUCUCGAAGCCAUCCCCAUCCGCUCCGAUAUCCGAUCAACUUGCGUCUCGUGAUCCGAAUUCCAGCAAUCGAUCUACUCUGUCUCGAUACCCUGUAAUCACCACGAGAACCUCUUUGGCAUCUUCUACUUAUGACCAUGUGGAUAGGUCCGCCUCACUCUCAAACUCUUGUCACUCUUUGAACUCCUCGCUUGGUACACGCUCUUUUGCUACCCCGCAUUCUUACCUGCCACCCUCAUGUAGUGUUGGCUACAGUUCACUCAGCGGAACACAACCGAUUGGUGUCGCUACACGUUUGCCACCUGUACCCUCCGUGACACGCAAGGUGGACCUCAAGGCCUGCGAUGCGGAUGCUGGGCUUGUUUCAGUGUCACUGCCUAAAUUCCCUGUCACUGAGUCUAAAGUUAGCGCUUCGAUCAAUACAGAGUUGAGGGACCCUCCGCUCAAAUCGAUCUUAAAACGUGAGACUACUUCCUUUAACCUAAGUCAGCCUGAUCCGGAGCCAGGUGGGAAAUCCGCUCUUGAUGAAUCUACUGCUCAAGUAGCCACCAAGCACCCGCUCGAAGUCACGGAAUCUAAAAUUCCCAAGGUUCCGGAUCCCAUACUUUCAAGAAUCUCCAAUCAAAAGUCACUGAGGUGUGAUGGUGAAAUGUCGGAGACACAGGUUCGUCCACUGCACUCGGAGAGUACGAAACCUUCUCCAACGUGUGUUACCCUUGUCAAGUUAAAAACAUGCGCUGUGAAACCUGAGCUGUCACGAGCUGCGAAUUCCAAGGUUUUAAAAUCGGACAUUCCUAGGCCGACACUAGAUGAUUCCAUCUUUAAAGCCGCUUGUGCAGGAACGGACGUCAAAAAGGACAGGUCGAAGUGUAUGCAUGGCGAAUCGUCUGGACGAAACACCAACGCAUCGACGUCCAAUUGCUCUCGCGUGCCGCAGGAUGCAGUAGAGAAUCGUAAAACUCAGUUCAUUCCCGGAAACCGAAAGUCAAAGAAUGUGCAAGAUGAUGCAGCCAGACGACUGCAAUCAGUAACUGCUAAACGAUCUAAAUGUUUGCCUUCAUUGGAGGCACCACCUUCAAGUCCCCGACCGGUGAACAACGCCAGCAAGAAGUCUGCCACUGUUACAGCCAAGGGAAAGCGCGUAAAAAAGAACUCUGCUGCUAGAAAGGUUAUUCACAACUGUCGCGAAUUGGCCUCGAAUAACACUUCUUCCGAUGCUGAUUCUACCACCAAAGCCUCAUCGGAACCUGUGGUCUCUCAGGAAACGGGCUAUGAAUCGAUGUACGAUAAAAUAAAGCGCCGUGCUAGCAAAUGUUCUUCACUUUCUAGAAUUUCGGAUGACUUGCAUCAAUCAACAAUAAAACGCACGAAAUCGGCAAGGGGACGACCCAGUCAGAAAAAGAGCGCACCUUCCCAGUGUUCUGCGGAUGAUUCUGGCACGGAUGAAUGCUUAAGCGACGCUUCGGCCCAAUCACUGAACUCACAGUCUGCCCCUGAUUCUCCAGCACUCUCUGAUACGAAAUCCUUGCAGUCUACACGGACGAACAAAUCAACAGGUCAAACUUCUAAGCGUGUUACUGGACACAAGCGGAAAAGGAAAUGUACGGUCCUGAACUCAGCUAGUAACAAGCCUCAAAGAAGAGUUAAAAACUUACCUGACACAUCUCACGAAACUAGUUAUGGUGAGUUGAUAUCCAGUCGGAAGCUUACUCGGGGAAAGCGCGUUCCUAACCGUGCGAAACAGUAUACCCAGUCGCCUUUGGUUUCCAGUCAAUCCUCUUCUCAUCCCACUGUGGUAACUGGCAAUCGCCGAGGAAAUUUUGCAACUAAGAGGUGCAAAACUAAUGGAGGUACACGACGGUUUCCUCCUUCAAACACUCAACAUACAGCUGCUUUUUCUAGUGAUCACCGUCGUGAUCUCGUGCGACUUGUCUUUGCUUCCACUGACUCCGAUACAUCCUCGGUUUCAACUUCUGACUCAGAUGGAGGAGUGCCCACUGUUUGCGGCGCCAACAAAAUUGGCAAUCCCUCUUCUCCUUGUUCUCCUGUUCAACACCGACUCAAUUCCUCCUCCUCCGAUUCUGUCAGCCCGCCUGCCAGCCGUUCUUGCAGUCCUGAUGAUCUGGGGGCUGAUGCUGCUGUUCGGCAUACUUUUGGAGCCUUCACUUCUCCGACGAAGCAACGUCUCAAGGAGUCGUCGAACCCUCUAAAAUGCACAACAUCUCUUGAUACAUCCCGGAAUAAAAGUCCAAUAAGCUCUAGUUCUGUCGAUACUAAGCAGACACCACCCACGUUGCUUAUGUUUGAUUCCAGUCCGGGAGCCCAUCUGCUUCUCGAGAAAGACAACGGUACUCGUGAACGCGGCUGGAAUAUUUUCGCAUCGCUUGCCAAUCAUUCGACCCCAAAGAAACAAUCCGACACUUCGAACUGUUUACCUGUUCAUUCCGGUAGUCUAUUAUCAAAUGAUGGGCUGGGUCUUGAAAAACCCCCAUUGGAGUUUGAUGACGAAUUACCGUCAUUGGAGAAGCACGAUGACGAGGAAUCCAUCAAACCGGACCCCGGCUCCAUAUUGCUGAAUGAUAGCAUUGACCCAGUGCGGCGUGGCUCCCAUGUGCUCAAUGAUGACGAUCUUCCUCCACCUGUGGUUUCGGCAUUAGACGACGCUCUUUCGCCCCCUUCUCUUGCUUUGGAUGCUACACAUACAACGGGUGCUGUUUUGCAAUCGGAUGUGAUUGAAGAGGUGGUUUAUGACACACUUGAAGUGCCUGUCGCUGAUCAACAUUGUUUAGGGGGCUUCAAUCCUCAUGAUGCAGAGUGUGGCAUCCCAAACAAACCAGCUUCGACCCCAUCUUCUGCAGUGGAUUCCGAAGAUCUUAAGCCCUGUGCGACGCGGGAUCUUUCACAUCCACCUUUAAGCGCCCAGAGUUUCGUAUCUGCUGGUUCUCCUGAUUCCAGUAUGUGUACACCAAAUACUCAGUUACCUUCUGUGACCUUAGCUUCUUCACAACUGGCUCCACUAACAGUUUUGAGUUCAAACAACCAGAGCAAUGAGCCUUCUUUGUUUCCACAGCCUGUUUUAGUUGCAGUUCCUAGAUCCACUUCGAGUGUGGCUUUUACACCACCGAGCGUCACUAUUCUGCCGGCCACUCUUCCCCCUUGUUCUGGAACAAAAAAUAGCUCUUUACCUACUAAUCAGCGUCAUGUUGCUCUACUUUUCCCUGCUUCACCUUCAUCGGUUGGUCCACCCUUGCUGACGACGACGAACCCAUCUGCCACACUUUACACAUCACCAACAAUUGUGUAUAAUGGAAGCGUAUCCACUGCCUACGCCUCACCCCUGUGUGUUCUGCCCGCUUCGACCACGGUGGCUAAUCUAUACUUAAAACGAGGGGAACACGAUGUCGCUCAUGGAUCGGAUAGAUCUUGUACAUCUCUCUUACGGAUCGUUUCCACCGAUUCUCUGUCUUCUGCUCCUCCAACGACGUCCACAACUGAGUCACAACCCUCCGGUCCUUUCACAGCUUCUCUGACCGCUCCUUCUGGUAAUACUACAUUCGAUCCAUCGGACUUUACUUCAUAUGUUCAGCGUGUCAUUGAGCGUGUGAAGCAAGAAAAGGAUGAGGAGGUGACGCACCACAAGGAAAAGGCCAAACGACAGAAGAAGGCUGUGAUGGCAACUACCCUAAUGCCAGUUGUUAUAUCCACCAUUACCACAUGCUCAGCUUCUUCCCUCUCAUCCACAUUAGCUGUCACAUCUGCUGCUGGCUCACCAUCCUGUUCUCCGGACGUAGUCUCGUUAUCGCCUUCGACCACAAGUGUUGUGCGUCUAUCCAAGGUAUCAGUAGUCACCGCAAGCCAUGAUGCUCAUCGCGUCGUUCCUACAGUACGCAAGGAUAUCAACACGAGCACUUCAGGCACAUUUGGUCCAUCCGAGGCGAACCCUGAUUCGGUUGGUAAGCGGCAGUUGGACCACAAUGCGGAUGACAGUGUCACUGGACUAUCUUCUUUGGGUGUACUGACUGGUUUGAAUGGACCUGAUGACCAUACCAGAACUGUUCUCGCUGCUCAUCAACCUGGCACGAAUCGUUGUGACACAAUUGAUGAGGUCAUUGAUGCUGUUCUCUGCGGGGAUUUUAACGAAUCCGAUUAUCUCUGGAAAAUAGCAGAGGGGAGGUUCACUGCAGAUGAAUACUCGGUUCCUGACGCAUCAUCUGUACCGGGCUCUUGCGAAAUGUCGGAACCCAAGUUUUCUGAGGAGUGUAACGGAGUUUCUGAAGCAAGAAGUCUCGCUUCACCUCCGAAGGUGUUUACACCGAUGCACGUCUUGACGUUUGUGGCCUCCGGGGGCGCUUCUUCUGUCGGUCAACCCAUAGCAAUUUCCCCCGGUUUGGUUAAUCGGAAUCCUGCUCUUCUACCUCCUUUCUCUCUCCCAUCUACCGUAGCCAAUCAGCAGUCCAUCGUGACUUCUCAAUCGUCCGCUGAGUCCAAUCACGCGCCACAUUCCACUUACUUGACAUCGCUCAAUCCACUUGAGUCGUCCACAUCGAACCCUCAACUUGAGCACAUCGCUGCACAUUUUGCCAAUUCUCCCCUUAGUACUUACUUAUAUUCCUUGCUUGCUCAACACCAGCUUGGCAACUCCAGUCCCACUGUUGUCAACACUUCCGACAGAGGAGACAACGGGCUAACUGAAUGCGCUACUUCCUCUGGGACACAAGCAUCUUUUAAAACAUCGGUUUCUUCUCUCCCAUGUGCUAGCGAUACAGCUGACUUCUUCGCAGCAGUGGCAAAAAUGGUGAUGACCUCGCCGAAGGCUGCUAUUGAGCAGCCUGAAGUAUCGCACACUUUUGCGACGUUCCUCGACCCUUUCUGCGUUCAUCCCUGGCCGACACCCUUAGAAUCCUUGGGUCACCCUCUUUCAUGGCAAGGUCGACUAUCUUUGAAGAAUGAAGAAGUUUUUGUACAUAUGCAUUACCUUGCUGGCAAUCGUACGCUUUUGAAGAAUUCCAUGAAUAUUUUGUUAGAACAGGAUCCAGACUCCGCUGACAUAGACCCUGCACUGGCACCACCCCUGAAGAUCGUUCAACGGAUGCGUUUGGAGCCGUCGCAGCUCGACGGUGUACAACGCAAAUUGCGUCAAGUCACUGACUUUUGUAUGUGCUUAACGCUGGCAACCGCUCCGGCAGAAACCGCGGAAGCCUCCUUGCAGAAUGAAAAGAUUCGAAUGAAUCACAUCCUUUGUGAUGGUUUCAUAAAAUAUUUAGUGGAUAAAUGUGCUGCGGGCAUAAUCAACGUCUGUCACCCCUGCACACAACAGAACAUGUACGUGAUGCACAUAUUCCCGCCGUGUGAAUUCUCCCGUUCCCAGUUGGAUGGAUUUGCGCCCAAUGUGUCACGUGAACUCUCCCAAUGCGCCGCCCCGUAUUUACUUAUUGUGAUCACAACCGUCUGAACACCCCCUGAUGCAUUUACAAUUAGUGACUCCCCGUGUCCACACAUGUGCAUUUUGCUGGAGUGCCUCCGCCUUUCGCAGCGUCGCCAAUCCACUUUACGCGUUCCUUGACUGCUGCUAUCUCUCUUCACCUUGUUCGUGUAGCAGUUCGCCUUUUCGCCACUACCGAGUGGAGAGAAGGCAUUUUUUUCGUUGUAUUUAUCCCAUUACACAACUUGGAAGCUCUGAUGUUAGUCGAAGCGGAUCUUUCUAUUCUUCAGGCCCGAGUUCAACCGCCACCGACUCCUCUCUCGCCCUGGCUCAGUGGUUACACAUAUUGCACCAAUCCCUAUUACCAUUCGUGAACUCUAUACUGCCAAUUCCUCCCGCCUCGUGCAUUCGACAAUGUGAUAACACUAGGUGUUGGCUGUGAUUGCUUUUUAUCGAGAGAGAGAGCGCGCGCAUUGUAUCGCGUUCUCCUUUUACAGCUCCUGUGCCUUGUGUAUAUAAUAACUGUCGUCGCUAUCGCAUUGUGCGCCCCCGUUGGUUUUUCAGCAGUUAUAGCGGGAACCCUUUUAUUCUUCCCUUGUGUACAUAUAACUAUUAUUAUUAUAUGCUUACAUCGUUGUAUGAACUCAUUUGUUAGCCAUUGUACAUAUUACGAUCGCUUGGCUAGUCCGUCACUCUCUCGUGUCCAUUUUUAUUAUUCGUGUUUGGGCUUCUACCAUGAUACAACCACUUGGAAACAAUAUUAACAAACCAUUGCUUAUCGGUUAUUCCACCACUCUGAAUCGUCAUUAUCAUCCAUGAAGGUGGACACCUCAUGUGACAUCUACCAG
Dicrocoelium dendriticum is the source of this 10582-nucleotide messenger RNA. NCBI's taxonomy places the organism in Eukaryota, Metazoa, Platyhelminthes, Trematoda, Plagiorchiida, Dicrocoeliidae. The record is from the annotation of a GenBank genome assembly.